Molecule: messenger RNA, 1557 nt
Organism: Sphaeroforma arctica JP610
Lineage: Eukaryota; Ichthyosporea; Ichthyophonida
Exons: 1
Coding region: 1-1557 (518 amino acids)
Source: RefSeq, a predicted model, not a curated record
AUGAGAACAUCCACACUCCUCGUAGCAACCCUCACCUUGGUUCACAAUGAUAGUGUACUUGGACAUGCCUAUUUGUCUUGGCCAGAGGCUAGAAAUGUACCGAACAACUAUGAGCCACAAUCAUUGGCCGCAGGCGGACCAGGUAUAGUACUAAUGGGUGAUUCGUAUCGUCAUGGGCUCUGCGGGAACAAGUGGCACGAGAGUCCUCAGAAUUGGAAUGUGCCUGUUGCACCCAAAGCAACAUACACACAGGGUAGCGUAAUAGAUGUGUCUGUAGUAGUAACUGCUCACCAUCUGGGCUACUUCGACUUGCAACUCUGUGAUUCCACCGAUAUCGAUGAAGCGUGUUUCUCUCAGCACAAACUCGAACGACCAAACUGCGAUGCAAGUGUACAUGACUGCACAAAGUGGUGGAAACCUUUGCUCGAGUCAGAGAAAUCGCUGUGGCCGGUCACCGCUAAUGGUGGCUAUAUUGCGCAAACUGUUCCAUCCGGUGCAGUCUUGCUAAAGACACAGUUUCAGCUACCGACUGAUGUUCAUUGCACCAAUUGCGUUCUACGUUGGCACUACUACACCACGAAUUCUUGCCCUCCCGAGAAUCACAGUCAGGACCCCUUGAAGAUAUCCGAAGAAUUUUGGAAUUGCGCGGACAUUCGAAUUGAUGCAGCGCAAGGACCAGAUACGACCAAGAAUACGCUUCCUACUGAGGCGCUCAUGCAUGAGCUCCCCUUACGACAGCCGCAGAAUUUGAUGGGCAGUGGUUUCAACGAAUUCUGUCCGCCUGAGGCAAUUGGCGAGUAUGAUGAAUACGCAUCAGUGCAACAGUGCUAUAACCCAACCGGUCUAGAGUGCGAAUAUGGCACUGCUGCACCUUCGCCUAGACCUACGACAUCUCCCACUCUACCACCAAUUACCACCAGCGCCGGUGCUACCCAGACAGACGGUACAACCACACCGUCUAUGAGUGCCGAUUGUGGGACUUGUGUCGGAUGCUUGCACCCAGGGGACAAUGGUUGGCGAGCGUGCUAUACUGAUUGGUCUCCCAUCACGUGCGCUAUGAACGCGCAAUAUGGAUAUGACUCGUGCUACCCGGAUGAAGAAGUUCCGGAGGUCACAGCAAGCUAUACCACAAGUACUGAAGUGCCUGCAACCACCCUGAGUGUUUCAAGCAGUCCAACUAGUGUAACGACCAUGACAGUAUCAACAUCUAGUGCAUCUGCUGUUUCUUCAUCGGAGAUGACUGUUUCAACACCUGCAGUAUCGACGACUGUGGAGAUAGAGGCAACCCCCACGUAUACUUCUACAACGCAGUCGAUAUCGAUUGCCAGCUCGGAAGUAGCUACCACGGAUUCUGCUUCCUCUUCUGUACCAUCUGAGACACCCAAUUGGAUCGCUGGCCCUAAUACUAAAUUCUUGAGCUGUGCCGAGAGUCAAUGCAGCGGGUGCCUAAGAAUCGGAUGGCAAUGUGAUGGAAUGGCCCCUACAAAAAGGGGCUGUGACGCCUGGGUCGAUGCUGGGUAUCUGUGGUGUGAGGAUGACUCCACCAACAAUCAAUAG